GGUCGGAGAUGAACAAACAGAGCUCUAUUUAUAUCCGGUUGGCUCGACGACUCUGCUUUGAGCAGCUCCCGCCGGAAUCCAUGGAGAGGAGGCCAUUCGAUCUUCUUGUUCUUCUUCUCGCAGUGCUUCUGACGGCGUCGGCGACUUCGUCCAUGGCGUACACCUUCUACGUCGGCGGAAGAGACGGCUGGGUCGCGAAUCCGUCGGAGAGCUACGACGCCUGGGCCGGCAGGAACCGGUUCCGAGUCAACGACACGCUCGUGUUCAGGCCCGGCGGCGGCGGCGGCGGCGGCGGCGGAGGAGGAGAUUCUGUUCUGGUGGUGUCGAAGCCGGACUACGACGCGUGCAACGUGAGCAGCCCGUUACAGACGCUGCAGGGUGGGAACUCGCCGGCGACGUUCGCGUUUGACCGCUCGGGGCCGUUCUUCUUCAUCAGCAGCGUGGCGGAGAACUGCCGGAGGGGGCAGAGGGUGGUGGUGGUCGUCUUGGCCGUGAGGAACAACCGGCCGAGCACCCCUCCGCCGGCGCCGCCAGCUUCUCCUCCCUCGCCGUCGCUUCCUCUGCCUCCCCCUUCUUCCUCUCCUGCUCCGUCCGUAAGUAGUACUCCUCCAGCUCCGCCACCGGCGUCCACUCCUCCUCUUCCGCCUUCUUCCUCUUCGCCGUCGCCUUCUGUUAUGGCAUCGGCUCCGUCGCCCACAAGUACUAGUCCACCGGCGUCCUCUCCUUCUUCCUCUUCGCCGUCGGCUUCUGUUACGGCACCGGCUCCGUCGUCCACAACUAGUUCACCUUCCGCUCAGCCACCGGCGUCCUCCCCUACUUCUCUUUCACCUCCUUCCUCUUCGCCGUCGCCUUCUGUUACGGCACCGGCUCCGUCGUCCGCAACCAGUUCACCUCCAGCUCCGUCACCGGCCUCCCUUCUUACUCCCUCCUCAUCGCCGCAGCCUUCUAGUUCUACCACCGCUUCUGCUCCCUCGUCCCCUACUAGCACACCUCCAGCUCCACUAGCUACGUCACCGGGUUCUGGGAACUCUUCAUCGGGAAGCGAGGUGUCGCCGCCGCCGCCGCCACCGAGCUCCUCCACCGCGCUGCAGGCAAAAUUCACUCUCCAGCUGCUCGCCGCGGCCCUCUGCGGCGCCUUCCUCCUCUGAGAACGAACUCAUACGCCUGCUGCCAUGUACACGAGUCAUUCAAUCGUACGAUCGCGUCUAUUCUUGUUCUCGAUUUGCUUCAUAUACCAAUAAAAAUCGAGCUUUCUAAAAAACAGAAUCGAUCGAGUGAUCCCAUCGCCAACACACCUUAAACAAUCAAGCUCUGACGUUAGCGGCAAGUCGUUAGUGGAUUCACAUACAGCAUCGUUCUAAAUCCAAUUGGGGACAAAGGAAACUUUUACAUUCACGAUUGUGGAGGCACUAGUUUGCAGAGUCGUGAUCGUCCUCAGUGUUCCGUCAAUCUAUCCCUAA
Messenger RNA from Zingiber officinale, 1460 nucleotides. RefSeq names its product early nodulin-like protein 1. Gene Ontology annotation, molecular function: electron transfer activity. The transcript is spliced from 2 exons. Bases 9 to 1148 code for a protein of 379 amino acids. The record is from RefSeq and is a predicted model, not a curated record. Lineage: Eukaryota; Viridiplantae; Streptophyta; Magnoliopsida; Zingiberales; Zingiberaceae. Gene Ontology annotation, cellular component: plasma membrane.